UUCAUCGCGAAUCGCCCAUCACUAGUUUGCAGUCGGUCGCCCGCGCGCUCUCUCCCUCUUCCCCGACCUGCCAUGGAUGUUACGCCGGCUAAAUAUGCGUUCAUCAUUAUUUUGCUUCACUUUCAGCACACAAAGCCUCUCUAUAUCACCGACAGCAUAGAUUCCCUGCAGCAUGUCCUGAAGGAGUACGCCCUGGUGAAGCCGGUGAGCGUGGACACGGAUGGACGCUUCCUCUCCCACGCCGUCUCGGCUGACCGCCUGAGUGGGCUGCAGCACCGGCGCAGGAGGAGAGACACUCACGGGCACAGAGGGCCAGAGCACCACGAGACACUCUUUUACAAUGUUACUGUUUUCGGACAGGAGUUUCACAUGCUCUUGAGGCGCAACUCACGCUUGGUGGCCCCGGGAGCGACUCUGGAGUGGCACGAGGAGGAUAACCAAACCCGGACAGAGCCACUACUGCCAAGCAAAUGCCAGUACGUGGGCCAUGUUACUAAUGUACCAGAUACUUCAGUGGCCAUUAGCAACUGUGACGGCCUGGCGGGCAUGAUCCGCGCAGGUCAGGAGGAGUUCUUCAUCGAGCCACUGGAGAGAGGAGGCGACAUGACAGGAGAGGAGGAGGGUGGAUCCGGGCGACAUCACAUCCUCUACCGCUCAUCUGACAUCAAGAAACCAGCCAUCAGUCAUGCCGACUACUUUCACCCCAGAGGUUCAGUACUGGGUGGUCUGGCUGGAGUGGAAGCCAUAUCCAAAGGUUUUAAGCCAAAAGUGAACAGCAGCAGGCGUGCACGCAGACAAUCCUACCAGGACGAGAUCUUCAACAUCGAGGUGCUGCUGGGAGUGGAUUGCUCCGUGGUGCAGUUUCAUGGCCGAGAGCAUAUUCAGAAAUAUCUGCUCACCCUUAUGAACAUCGUGAAUGAGAUCUACCAGGAUGCCUCACUCGGUGCUCAUAUCAACGUGGUGCUGGUGCGAAUCGUGAUGCUCUGCUCAACCAAGUCCAUGGGACUGAUUGAGCUAGGGAACCCAUCUCAGAGUCUGGAGAAUGUGUGUCGCUGGGCUUUUCUGCAACAGAAAGAGGACGAGAACGAUGCAGAGUAUCACGAUCAUGCCAUCUUCCUUACCAGACAAGAGUUUGGACCGACGGGCAUGCAGGGUUACGCUCCAGUGACAGGCAUGUGUCACCCAGUGAGGAGCUGCACUCUGAAUCAUGAGGAUGGUUUCUCGUCUGCUUUUGUGGUGGCUCAUGAGACAGGACACGUAUUAGGGAUGGAACAUGACGGACAGGGUAAUGAGUGCGGAGACGAGGUGCCGAUGGGAAGCAUCAUGGCUCCGCUGGUGCAGGCGGCCUUCCACCGCUUCCACUGGUCCCGCUGCAGCCAGCAAGAGCUCAGCAAAUACCUCAAUACCUACGACUGUCUGCGUGAUGACCCCUUCGAUCACGAGUGGCCGUCCCUGCCUCAGCUACCCGGUCUUCAUUACUCCAUGAACGAGCAAUGUCGCUUUGACUUUGGCAUGGGUUACAUGAUGUGCACAGCGUACAGCACCUACGACCCGUGCAAGCAGCUGUGGUGCAGCCAUCCUGAGAACCCGUUCUUCUGCAAGACCAAAAAAGGCCCUCCCAUUGACGGCACCAAGUGUGCUGCAGGAAAGAACUGCUUUAAGGGUCACUGUAUCAAGCUGACGUCGGACAUCCUCAGGCAGGAUGGACACUGGGGGCAGUGGACUAAGUUUGGCUCCUGCUCACGUACCUGUGGAGGAGGCGUCCGUUUCCGCACCCGCCAGUGUGACAAUCCCAUCCCGGCCAAUGGUGGGCGCACAUGCUAUGGAAAUAACUAUGAGUUCCAGCUGUGUAACACUGAGGAGUGUGCCAAGGAUCUUGCCGAUUUCCGAGAGGAGCAGUGCAAGAUGUGGGAUCCACAUUUAGAGCACCAGGGGGCCAAGCACCAGUGGCUGCCAUAUGAACAUCCUGACCCUGAGGAGCGAUGCAACCUCUAUUGCCAAUCUAAAGAAAUAGGAGAUGUGGUCCCCAUGAAGAGGAUGGUACACGAUGGCACGCGCUGCUCCUAUAAGGAUCCCUACAGCGUGUGUGUGAGAGGAGAGUGCGAGAAAGUGGGCUGUGAUAAUGUCAUCGCCUCUGAGCUGGAGGAAGAUAAGUGUGGUGUGUGUGGAGGGAACAACUCCACCUGCAAGAUCGUCAAAGGCAACUUCACUCGGAGCACCAGGAAGCCAGGUUUCCUGAAGAUCCUGGAAAUUCCCAGAGGAGCAAGACAUGUCCUGAUCCAGGAGUUUAAAGGAUCUCCUCAUAUUCUGGCGGUGAAGAACCAAGCCACCGACGACUUAUUCCUGAACAAUGAGGGCGAGUUUCCUGAGACCAGAUCAGUGAUCGAGAAAGGUGUGCUUUGGGAGUAUACCAACAAUGAUGACAUGGAAACAGUCCAGACCACAGGCCCGCUGAGAUACGGAGUCCUCAUCAUGGUCCAGUCUCAAGGUACAUCUAAAGUCACUCUGUCCUACAAGUACAUUCUACCAGAGGAUCCAUCAUCAUCUAUGGAGAACAGCUUACCUCAGGAUGACAUAGUGUACUUCGAGUGGGCUCUGAAGAAAUGGUCUCACUGCUCCAAGCCGUGUGGUGGAGGUAAGCAGUAUACACGAUUCGGAUGUCGCAGGAAGUCAGAUGGCAAAAUGGUGCACCGCACGUUCUGCGCCAACAUCCCCAAACCCCGUGCCAUCAGUCGAGCCUGUAACGUGAAACAGUGCUCCGAGCCCAUUUGGGUGACUGGAGACUGGGAGGAGUGCAGUAAGUCAUGUGGUAAGACGGGGACCCAGACUCGGCCUGUGCGCUGUGUGAGGCCUCAGGAAGAUGGCACACACAAAACUGUCAACUCCAAAUACUGCGGCGAUGAUCGGCCCGAGAGCCGGCGCUCCUGUAAUCGGCACCUCUGUCCUGCUCAGUGGAGAACUGGACCAUGGUCCCUGUGCUCCGUCACAUGUGGAAAUGGAACCCAGGAGCGGCAGGUUAUGUGUAGCACUGCUGAUAACACCAUCGGCAUCUGUAAGGACACAAAGCCAGAAAACAUCCGGAGAUGUCAACUGGUGCCAUGUCCAAACGAUAAGGGGAACUUCCUGAUCCAGUGGCUUUCCAGAGCAGACCCCGAGUUCCCGGCGCCCAAGAUCUCCUCAAGAGUGCGCUGUAAAGGCGACAAGUCAGUCUUCUGUCGUAUGGAGGUGCUGAGUAAAUACUGCUCGAACCCUGGCUACAAGCAGAUGUGCUGCAAAUCCUGCAACGAAAGCAACUUCACCUCAAAUCUUAACCUGACCUACACCACCACCAUCACCACCACCACCACAUCUCCACGCUCUCACCAUCUCCACACCACACAGCCCAUCACCCACAUCUCCACCUCCAGACCUAGCAGCACCUCCACGCCUUGGAGAUACACCACAACUCUGAACCCGCUCAGCCUGAGCCGAGGAACUGCGUUUCCCAGCACCACCAGCUCCAUCCUGGAGGAAACGGACGGUCCGAGCACCUCAUCCGACGAGGAGGAAAUCACAGAACCCUGGAGAGUCGAUAUCAUCGAGGAGGUCUCAGAGUCCACGUCUGGGUUCGAGGAACUUUUACCAGCCACCACUGAAUAUGUAGUAACCGGAAAUUUGGUUACAACGUCAACACAAUCCAGGUUUACUAGUACAAGUCUUCCGACUGUAGUAAGUCUUCAUAUACCAGAAGACAGAAAGGAGAACAACUCCAUCGAUGUUUCGUACAAAGUUGUUAACGGUAACGAAGUCACUCAGAACUACUUUAUACCUAAAAAGCGAGUAUCCUUCCGAGAGAGAACGCAGAAUAAAAGAAUUCAACAGCUCCUUGAGGAAAAAAGGAGGCAAGACUUUCUUAAAAUACUCAAACGGAAACCUGGAGACUGAUUUGGAGGGGUUUUUUUUCUUUCUUUCUUUCUUUCAGUGUCAUGGAAACACUUCUGUCUCUGAGAUGUAUUAUAACAUCUGUGGUAAAUUCACCGUCCGAAUGCUGUUAAGUGCCAGAGCAUUUAUCUGUUUGCAUUUGUUUCUGUUUUCGUAUGAACGCUUUGCACUUUUUUGCUCUCACAAUACACACAAUCCUGUAAUAAAUGUAGUCAUAGUGAGUCGUUUAAUCUGGAAACAGGGUUGUUCAGUUACAGGAAACAUUUAUAUGAAAUAUACACUCAGCAGCCACUUUAAUAGGUGCUCAUUCAUGCAGUUAUCCAAUCAGCCAAUCACGUGGCAGCAGCUCAAUGCAUAAAAUGAGGUAGAUAUAGGUCAAGAGCUUCAGUUAAUGUUCACGGCAAACAUCAAAAUGAGGAGAAAAUGUAAUCUCAGUGAUUCUGACUGUGACAUGGUUGUUGGUAUUGUGAGUGUGAGUGUGUGAGUAUUUCAGAAACUGCUGAUGAUCUGCCAUUUUCACGCACAACAGUCUCUAGAGUUUACACAGAGUGGUGCGAAAAACAAAAAAAAACAUCCAGUGAUCUGUCAUCCGGCAGUUCUGUGGGCGGAAACUGCUGUUGUAGUCUAUCCUCCUCAAGGUUCUACAUGCUGUGCGUGCUGAGAUGCUUUUCUGCUCACCACGGUUGUAAAGAGUGAUUAUUGGAGUAACUGUAGACUUCCUGUCAGCUCAAAACCUGUCCAUUCUCCUCUAAUCUCUCAUCAACAAGGCAUUUUUGCAAACUGAUGCUCACUGGAUGUUUUUUGGUUUUCGCACCAUUCUGUUUGAUGUCAGCAUGAACAGUAAAAACAUUAAGCUCUUGACCUGCAUCUACAUGAGUCUUCCCGCAUGAUCGGCUGAUUGGAUAACUGCAUAAACGUGCAGGUGCACAGGUGUUCCUAUUAAAGUGACCGGUGAGUGUAGACUCAAAAUCUGUUGUCUACAGACACUCUUUCAUUUUCUGCACUAAUGCAGCUCCCCUGAUGAAUUUCCCUUUCUAGGAUACAACUAAUGACAGUUAGAGAUUAGCAAGAACAUUCUGGAAAAUGUACUAAUCUGGACAAAACUUUCGAAAAGUCUGGAAUUUUUUUUCUUUUUCUACAAGACAAAGCAAGAACCCUGUUAUAUGCACGUUUUAUGUUUGUGUGUGUGUCAGUCAACAAGUUUCAAGAAAUAGAAAUACAAAAAUUUCUCAUUCAUUAUAGGUUUAACCAGCACAAUAUGAUAUACUGUUCAUUUUCUUUUUCAACACAUACAUUCUGUUGCUGAUUUAUGACAGAUACAUAACCCAUCUUUUGUUUGUAAAACCACUACUUUUCCAGCAGGAGCCACUUUCAGAUUUCAAGGAGGAUUCAAGAUUUUGAAAUGACAUUAAGACAUCCAUUGUUAGUAGUAAAAUAGGUUUCUGGUUGAUACGAAUUUAAUGCUUGUUUUUUUUUUUUUUCUCAUGUUAUUGAUCACAGUCCAUUUUCAUAUAUAUUUAGGUUUCACGCUGUUAAGGAAUAGUGCAUGCAUUUUAAACCAUUCAUGCUUUCUCUCUGUUCUUACAACGUGAGCAUGACGGACCAAAAACCUUCUAUUUUAAUUAUAUCGUUUUUGGGUUUUAUGAGCAACAUGUCAUUGUGUAGCACCAUACACAACAUUUUGUAUCACAUUCAUCUACACAUCUUGAUCUUGUACAGACAGGAUAUCCUGUCAUCCAAUUCCUGCACAAAUAUGACCCUCCUCAUCGGUGUUGUAUAUAUGAAUUUUUAUUUUUUAUAUUUAUUGAAGUGCCUUUGACUCAUUGGGAAUGUUUUAUCACUGCGCUUUGAGCUUACGUGGAAGCCAGUGCAUGCGGCACGAGCGUCUAAUACGUCUGAUCCUCGGACAUGACACUGUCCAUGCUGUCUGAAGCCAUUCUCUUCAAGACACAAGAGUGCACGCGCAUUCUUUCAUACAUUAUUUCAAUAAAAUUGCAAGCGAAGUCUUUAA
Molecule: messenger RNA, 5932 nt
Organism: Pangasianodon hypophthalmus (striped catfish)
Lineage: Eukaryota; Metazoa; Chordata; Actinopteri; Siluriformes; Pangasiidae
Gene: adamts2a
Product: ADAM metallopeptidase with thrombospondin type 1 motif, 2a
Exons: 22
Coding region: 73-3924 (1283 amino acids)
Biological process (GO): proteolysis; extracellular matrix organization
Cellular component (GO): extracellular matrix
Molecular function (GO): metalloendopeptidase activity
Source: RefSeq, a predicted model, not a curated record